This is a messenger RNA of Laetiporus sulphureus 93-53, 432 nucleotides long. RefSeq lists its product as uncharacterized. Lineage: Eukaryota; Fungi; Basidiomycota; Agaricomycetes; Polyporales; Laetiporaceae. The record is from RefSeq and is a predicted model, not a curated record. Bases 1 to 432 code for a protein of 143 amino acids. The transcript is spliced from 2 exons.
AUGCAGGACAACAAGUUGAUUUGCACCAACUGCAAGAAGAACAAGCCAACGUUCUUCAAAUCGUCAAAACGUUUUAGCAAAUAUUGCACCGAUUGUUUCAAAUUGGACCAUGUCAAGAAGCAGAUCAAGAAGGAGAAGGAGACAGCUGUGAAGAAGAAGGAUGGAAAGAAGAAGGAUGAUGACAAAAAGAACUCUGACACUGAAGAAGAAAAGAAGCUGAAGAAAAAGAGCUCUUUCUCUAAGACUAAGGGGAAGGGUAAGGAGACAGCUGCGCACAUCAGUGACUGCGGCAUCCACUCGGAGAGUGAGCCUGUAGCAUUCGAGUCAGAUGAAGAAGAUUUGGCCGAGAUCCUCUCAAGGCUCAGGCGCCUGAGGGCCAAUGGAUCCAGUUCAUCAAGGAAGGUGGGAGAGGGCUCUUCAAAAAGGAUCUGA